AUGCUCAUCUCCGCCAUCCUACCUUGGACCACUGAACGUAUGCAGCGGAACAAGAAUGCAUUUUCUAGCAUAGAGUGGGUCACGAAUGCUACGCUACAGCUUCAGCGGCUCGCACACGAGGCGAUCGGUGUAGGAGAUUGGGAAGGCGCCUGUGAUGAUUAUCCACGGACGAGAGAGAGCAGUGUUCUAGCUGUGCUUGAUAUCACUGAUCGAAAACAUCCUGUUUUGAGAUUACCACAGGCUGCAGACAUCAGGAAUGAAAAAGAAAAGCAUCGAAUGGCGAAGAGAAUACAGUAA
Molecule: messenger RNA, 297 nt
Organism: Plenodomus lingam JN3
Lineage: Eukaryota; Fungi; Ascomycota; Dothideomycetes; Pleosporales; Leptosphaeriaceae
Source: RefSeq, a predicted model, not a curated record